AUGACUCCAAUCAUGAUAAAGGCGGUCGUUAAACACGUCCGUCGGUUCCCGUGGGUCACCAAUGUGACGUUAUACGGUUGCCUGUUCGCGGGGGGCGACUUUGUCCACCAAUGGUUUUCACAACGGGACCAAAUGGAUUGGAGACAUACGCGGAAUGUCGCCGUGGUCGCUUUCAGUUUCCAUGGCAACUUCAAUUUCUUUUGGAUGCGCUUUCUGGAGCGCAGAUUCCCGGGGAAUUCUGCCGGGAUGGUGCUGAGGAAGCUGAUUCUGGAUCAGACCACGGCUGCGCCCUUGGCCACAAGCGUCUUCUACACAGGUGUCAGUUUCUUAGAGGGCAAAGAAGAUAUCAUGGAAGACUGGAGAGACAAAUUCCUUAACACUUAUAAGACUGGACUAAUGUUCUGGCCGUUCAUGCAGUUUCUGAACUUUGCCUUGGUGCCUCCGUUUGUGCGGACCACCUUCAGUGGCUGCUGUGCCUUCGUGUGGGCCACCUUCUUGUGCUUCUCGCGUCAAAGUGGUGACGGCACCGCUGGUGCGGCACUUGCAUGGAUGUUCCCCUCCAAAGAGGACGCAGUGGAGAAGACAGACAAUGUUAAACGGAAGCAACUUACCUCUCAAGAUGCAGCGGUAAAUCCUCCAUCUAAACACAAGUGA
Nerophis lumbriciformis (worm pipefish) is the source of this 654-nucleotide messenger RNA. The record is from RefSeq and is a predicted model, not a curated record. Lineage: Eukaryota; Metazoa; Chordata; Actinopteri; Syngnathiformes; Syngnathidae.